AAGUAAUUCUGUUCCCAUCCGGGUGUCCGACCCGCACAAGCUGUCUUAACGCUAAUGUUAGCAGUUGAGGUUCUUCUAAUCUACGAAGCUUCAUUGCAUUUUCACACAUCACAUAAAUAUCAUUUGGAGGACAUUGUGUAUACGUUUUACUAGCAAAGGAGCUGUCUGUUAAAGUUAAAGUCUCUACAGAACCGACACCAGAAGCCAGGUUUUCUACUUCCACAUCUUUAUUGGUGUCUUUAUCUUUACAUGCGUCGGUUUGGCCACUCUCGACGAUGGAAACCACCGCCGCCUCGGCGCGGUCGACGCCACCAGAGCCGGGUUGCCCCGACGCCUCGGACGAAGACCCCGGACAGGGGACAGAUCCCGCACCGGAAGCCGACCCUGCAGCAGCCGUCGACACAUCUGUAUCUCGCUACUGGAGACUCAUACACUACUAUAAGCUUCAGCUACAGAGUCGGCAUUAGUACUGUAUCGUCGAUCGUAAACCAAGUGUGUGACGCUUUGUGGCGUACAAUGCAACCGUUGUACAUGCCAACAGCCACUGAAGAUUUCUGGAGGAACGUUGCUGCGGGAUUUCACGACAGGUGGAAUUUCCCUCACUGCAUCGGUGCAAUAGAUGGAAAACACGUCAGAAUUCAGGCACCACCUGCAUCUGGAUCUUCUUUCUACAAUUACAAAAAAUACUACUCUACAGUGUUGUUGGGUUUGGUAGAUGCUAACUGUAAGUUCAUAACCGUAGACGUGGGCUCAUACGGAAAGGAAUGUGAUUCCAUCAUAUUUUCAAAUAGCACACUUGGGAAAAGACUGUCUACCUACAGCCUUGGGGUGCCAAAAGACGAGCCACUAGUACCAGGAGGAUCCCCUGUUCCAUAUGUUAUCGUGGGAGACGAGGGUUUCCCCCUGCAGCGGUACAUGAUUCGUCCCUACCCACGCAGAAAUCUUAACGAUGAGAAGAGAGUUUACAACUACAGAGUGAGUCGGUGCAGACGUGUUGUUGAAAACGUUUUCGGCAUAGUUGCCCAACGGUGGAGAUUGUACUUUCGGCCAUUGCAGUGCAACCUUGACACUGUACAUAAAGUAAUAAAAGCCACAGUAAUACUACACAACUAUCUGUGCAAUAAAUGUGACGUUACAACAGUUGGGUCACCAGAAGAAAUUUUGGUCGCCUACAGUACAUGCUGGAAAUCUCUUGAAAAAACUGCUGCCGCAGCUACAAAGGAGAACGCCGCAAUAAGAAACCACUUUGUCAAUUUCUUUAACUCUCCUGAAGGAAGCGUGCCUUGGCAGUGGCGGCACAUUGCUAACACGUAACUACAAUGCACUUAUGAAAAAUAAGCAUUCGUUUAAUACUCCACAAACUUUCAUUAAGAUUAUUGUUUCAUUAAGAUUAUUGUAACAGUUUUGUCAGUAUGUUAUUGUGACUACUUUCUGCAAAUAAACACUAAAGAAUACGUAAUUAUAAUGUUUGAUGAUUAUUUUUAUUGGCAAAGACAAAUUGUUUGCAAAUAGUAAACACCAGAAGAAGAGGGUGCAAACCCUCGA
This is a messenger RNA of Schistocerca gregaria, 1545 nucleotides long. RefSeq lists its product as uncharacterized. The record is from RefSeq and is a predicted model, not a curated record. The transcript is spliced from 2 exons. The coding region runs from base 250 to 1314 and encodes 354 amino acids. Lineage: Eukaryota; Metazoa; Arthropoda; Insecta; Orthoptera; Acrididae.